UUGGCACUUGAUUCCACUCAGAGACUGCAGCGAGAGUGGAGACAUUGCACGAGUCACCGACCUUACGAGACCUACACAGAUGGGCAUCAUCGGCAUCCGCACGGCCACCCUGCUCCUCGCUGCCCUCGCGUGGCGUAGUGUGCUCGUUGCCGCCGCCGGCGAGGCGGACGGCGUGUUCAACGUCAAGGACUACGGUGCUCGAGGCGACGGCACCACGGACGACACCAAGGUCAUGGGCACGAUUACGGCGCCACCGCCGGGCGCAUGGAGCGGGCAGAAAUAUUGGAUGAUGUUCUACCAGGUCCAGGGGCUCACGGUUACCGGCGGCAGCACCGGCUUGCUCGACGGCAGAGGCCGGUCGUGGUGGUGGAGCGAUCAAUGCAACCGCUACGGUGACAUAUAUAAGGCGCCGACGGCCUUGGUGGUCAUGAACUGCACCGACGUGGAGCUGAGCAAAUUCAGCAGCAAGAACAGCCCGCAGAUGCAUAUUGCCGUCAGCCAGAGCAGCAAGGUCCACCUGACGCAGCUGACCACCACCGCGCCCUGGGACAGCCCCAACACCGACGGCGUGCACAUCGACCAGAGCGAAGACGUCCGCGUCACCAGAUCGACCAUGGGCACCGGCGGCGAAUGCGUCUCCAUCGGCCCCGGGAGCCGAUUCGUCACCGUGGACGGAAUCGUCUGCGGCCCCGGCCGUGCUGUAAGUGUGGGGAGCCUUGGCAAGAAGGGAGCAACCGAAUCCGUGGAGUACAUCGACGUAAAAAACGUCCAGUUCAUCAAUACCUCGAGUGGAGCAAGGAUCAAGACGUGGCAGGGUGGGAAAGGUUACGCGAGAUCCAUCUCCUUCACCAACAUAAACUUCACCAACGUGGACAAUCCUGUGGUCAUCAACCAGUUCUACGCAGACCCCUACCACAUCCCAAACAUGGGGGCGGUGGCGGUGAGCAACAUAACGUACACGAACCUCAAGGGGACUUCGAGGUACAGGACGGCCGUCGAGUUCGUCUGCAGCGAGAGCGGCAGCUGCACCAACAUCCACGUCAACUCCGUGGCGAUCACAUUUCCGUACGGAGAAGCCCUGGCCCUCUGCCAGAACGCGCAAGGGGACACCUCCGGAUAUGUCUACCCCAAGAUCCCUUGCCUUAGAUAAUGUAUGUAACAAAAAAAAUAGAUAAUGUAAUAAUACCCAGCCCAGGGUUUAGGAGUGCAUUUGGAGAGAGUGUCCGGUGAUGCCAUCUCCCACAUGUU
Triticum urartu is the source of this 1248-nucleotide messenger RNA. The record is from RefSeq and is a predicted model, not a curated record. Lineage: Eukaryota; Viridiplantae; Streptophyta; Magnoliopsida; Poales; Poaceae.